GUUAUGAAUGUUUGUGUACACUUUGUGCGUUUGCGUGUUCCUGCAUGCUGUCAGUAGCAUUUCCUGUUCACACCUCCCACCUGCCUGGACGCUGGGAGCUCUCAGGGCUCAGAGUCGGAUGAAUGUCACUCGGCUCAUAGCCUCUGAAGAUGGAGUGGCUCUUUGAAGGCCACAAACUGCUCCCCUCGGGGUUGAGGAGCGUCCAAAGCUGCCCUCAACACACACUUCUGCCGAGUGUGGUAACAACUUUUUUCUUCUCACCGAAGCCGUGCAGGAUCUGCACCAUGAAGACCAGACUCGGCUGCCUGUCCAACAAGUCGGACUCCUACAGCGACUUCUCCGAGUUCCUUCCUCCCGCCCACGAAACUACUGCCAGGUGUCUGAAGCUGUCGACGGACGAGGUCGUUCGAUGGUCGGAGUCGUUUGAUCACCUCCUCUCUCACAAAUAUGGCCUCGCUGCCUUCCGGACGUUUCUCAAGACAGAGUUCAGCGACGAGAACAUCGAGUUCUGGAUGGCCUGCGAGGAGUACAAGAAGAUCAAGAGCUCCACGAAGAUGGUGUCCAGAGCAAACAAGAUCUUCACGGAGUUCAUCGAUGUCCAGGCGCCAAGAGAGGGAGAAGACCAAGCAGAGCCUGGAGGACCCGACCCCGAGCAGCCUCAACGAAGUCCAGGCCAAAGUCCACGGCCUCAUGGAGAAGGACUCCUACCCGCGGUUCCUCAGGUCCAAGAUGUACCAGGAGAUGGUGAACAGGGCCCACGCACAAGGCCAGCGGCGGUCGGUUUGAAUCCCACGGACGACCACCGCUGGACAUAAAAAAAAACUGGACCUAUACUGUAAAUCACUCAUUAACCCUUUUGACGUCAUCUGUCAAUACUGUGAAUCUGCGAAGGGAGGGGGCGACGUGCUCGACCGUUUCCUGUGUCCACACCAGCUCCGUGCAUGAAAUCCCUCUAGAUAAGAUGUGUCCGGGUGAAGUGAGCGGUCGAGGGACGAGGAGCGGACGAGGAGAAGCUCGUUGUUUACCUCUAUUUAUCGCUGUCUUAAUGAAAAUGACACAAUAACGAUAUUUAUUACAAUGUGUGAUUUUAAUGUUGUGUGCUUUUAUUUUCGUAAAGGUCAUAAAAGGAAAUGAUAAAAUUAGAAAGUCUCGGUACCAAAAUACGAGAAGAAGAUGUUUUUGUGCGAUUGAAAUUUUUGUACUUGAAGCACAGAUCGAAAAAAGGAUGGAUGAGGAAGUAGAUUCCAAUAAGUUAUGUUGAAAUAAUAGAUGGUUGAAAGCUCUUUAUUUAGUUUUUUUAAUUGUUUUUAAUAUAAUUUGUAAUAAUUACAUAUUCAAAAAGUUUACAAUGAAGUAUUGACGUUGUGAAACAACAACGACACCGGGUCUAUUCAAGAUUUACUAAUUUACAUGGCAGAGCUCGGCUUUGCCCUCAAAAGACAAAUGCGUGUUUUUGUUUGAUAAAUAAAAGCUUUUAAUUGGCAUUUAUUACAAAUAUUAAUAAUUUAGUUUGAUCGGACUGAAGAAAAAUUGUUGAUUUAAGAACAUGUCGAUCAUUUUUUCUCCUCAUCUUCAACAUCAUCCCGCAUUUUUGAUUUGUAAAUUUAUAUCUUUAUCUUAUCCAGUGUGUAUUUUUUCAUUUACAUAGAACCAGCUCACUUCCAUUGAAGUAUAAUUAUUUAUAUUCAUUAUUUAAAAAAAUCGUACAUUGAGAUGCUUCUCGUUGUUGCUCAGCAGCGGCUCCUCUCGGCUCUUUGUGAAUUAGACACCGUCGACUGCUCCUGUCGUGGUAGUUUGUGUUUACACCGAACAACGAAGUGACCGAAACACUUCAUAUCGGAAACUGUGCCAAACUAGAUUGCACUUAGGUAUUGAUUAUAGCUAGACUAUAUAAUCCUGUGUACUGUAAUCUCUUGCAGGUAUUCUAUGUGAUAUAUAUAUAAUGUGGAGUAUUGGCAGGGUCGGGUUCGACGUCUUUGCUUUCAGUUCACUCGAUUCGGGGGGAAAGGAGAACGUGUGAUCGUACGUGUUGAACUUGUAUCUGCAUCCUAUCGGACCAAAAACACAUUUUAUUCAAGCAUCUUUUUAAACUACAUUCAUUUCUUUAAAUGCACAUUAAAUUGAGUAAUUACACCGGCUUCUGAUUGUCGGUUUGCAGUGAAUUGAAAGCACAGACGGUCGACCCCCACCCGUAGAAUCUGUCCCGAGUUACAAACUGUGUUGUGGCAAUUUUUCCUCAAAAAUAUUUCCAGCAUGAUGCACUUCACAGAAAAGUGACUUAGAUAUUCUUCGACUUGUACAGUAUGAUGUGAAAAUGACUGCAAAAAAAAACAAAACAACCUUAUAUCUACAAUACGUCAGUGACAUGACACGUGUGCUCCC
Hippoglossus stenolepis (Pacific halibut) is the source of this 2382-nucleotide messenger RNA. RefSeq names its product regulator of G protein signaling 8 (gene rgs8). The coding region runs from base 150 to 815 and encodes 221 amino acids. The record is from RefSeq and is a predicted model, not a curated record. Lineage: Eukaryota; Metazoa; Chordata; Actinopteri; Pleuronectiformes; Pleuronectidae. The transcript is spliced from 5 exons.